UAUGCAGUUUGAUCGCCAACACUACGGAAGUGCUAGUAUGAGCAGCAGCUUGCCUUGGUCGAGUUCUUACGCAUUUGGUUAUCGAAGUUUAGAAAAUCCUUCCAAUUCUCCCGGAAGUCCUCUUCAAAAUCUAUUGGUUGGGUCGACAGGCAGCAGACUCGCUUAUGAUAACUUUUUAAGAUCUCAGUUCACAAUGGUGGAUCUAAUUUCAACCUACCUCAACAGGAUGGCGGCAGUGCUACAUGGGAUUAUGGACACGGUUCAAAAAACAUAUCAACUAUUCCAGAUAACGCUAAUUACAGUUUACACCGGCAAAAUCACCUGCUUGCCGGGUGUCAACAUUGUCAGCAACAGUCACAACAGCUUCAUGGAGCUUUGGGAUACCCUGGUAUUUACGGUUCUCGUUCAGAGAUGGCAAUGGAGCAGCAGCAGCAGCAACAGCAAAAUAUCCGAGAUUUGGUUUUAAAUGCUUCACAAGGACCGUUGUCUAGGGAGUCACCUCGACCAUGGCUGCAGCAUAAAUAUUAACAUUUUUUUUGGUGUUUUUGCCUUUUGGUUAUGCGUUAGUAGUAGCAAGCAAAGGAUUAUAAAAGCGGCCGAGUAGGAUUAUGUUAUGAUGAGAACCAAAAAUGUAUUGGUUUGUUUUUGAGUGCUU
Messenger RNA from Hibiscus syriacus, 655 nucleotides. RefSeq lists its product as uncharacterized. Bases 2 to 466 code for a protein of 154 amino acids. The record is from RefSeq and is a predicted model, not a curated record. The transcript is spliced from 2 exons. NCBI's taxonomy places the organism in Eukaryota, Viridiplantae, Streptophyta, Magnoliopsida, Malvales, Malvaceae.